Messenger RNA from Pyricularia pennisetigena, 336 nucleotides. RefSeq lists its product as uncharacterized. The record is from RefSeq and is a predicted model, not a curated record. The coding region runs from base 1 to 336 and encodes 111 amino acids. NCBI's taxonomy places the organism in Eukaryota, Fungi, Ascomycota, Sordariomycetes, Magnaporthales, Pyriculariaceae. The transcript has a single exon.
AUGAAGUUCAACCUCUCUCUCGCCCAAGCCGUCAUCGGUCUGGUAUGUUUGGCGAACCCGGUCGUUGCUAUGACGGAAGUAUUCAAAGCACUAGAUUACUUCGAAGGCGGCUGCAAGGUUACCAUUUACUACCCGGGAAUCCCGACGGGAAUUGUGAUGGAUAAUUUGGUUCCACCGGGAGAAGUGAUCACGGUGGCGUUGGAGAAUGGCAAGGUUUACGCCAAAUCAAACAAGAACUGCAAAUUCGAGCCGCAUAACAGUGAGGGUAACCCUUGGCCGUCGGGGCUCAGAAUCAGGGCACAUUAUGUGCGACCAGGAAAACGCAAGGUGGAUUAG